Messenger RNA from Oncorhynchus kisutch (coho salmon), 2045 nucleotides. RefSeq names its product cyclin-dependent kinase-like 2. The transcript has 12 exons. Gene Ontology annotation, molecular function: ATP binding; protein serine/threonine kinase activity. Gene Ontology annotation, biological process: protein phosphorylation. NCBI's taxonomy places the organism in Eukaryota, Metazoa, Chordata, Actinopteri, Salmoniformes, Salmonidae. Bases 103 to 1941 code for a protein of 612 amino acids. Gene Ontology annotation, cellular component: nucleus. The record is from RefSeq and is a predicted model, not a curated record.
CUAGUGUGUGUUAUUAUAGAGUGUGUGUUGCAGAGUGUGUGUAGCCUAGUGUGUGUUAUUAUAGAGUGUGUGUUGCAGAGUGUGUGUAGCCUAGUGUGUGUUAUGGAGAAGUAUGAGAACUUGGGUAUGGUCGGCGAGGGAAGCUACGGCAUGGUCAUGAAGUGUCGUCACAAGGAGAACGGGAGGAUCGUGGCCGUUAAGAAGUUUCUGGAGUCAGAGGACGACAAGACAGUCAAGAAGAUCGCUUUGAGAGAGAUCAAGAUGUUGAAGCAACUGCACCAUGAGAACCUAGUCAACCUGCUGGAGGUGUGGAAAAAGAGACGUCGCUGGUACCUGGUGUUUGAGUUUGUAGAACGUACGGUGCUAGAUGACCUAGAACAGAGUCCAACGGGACUAGACUACAGCCGCCUAAGAAGAUACGUCUACCAGAUACUACGGGCUAUCUCCUUCUGCCAUCAACACAAUAUCAUCCAUAGGGACAUCAAGCCAGAGAACAUCCUGGUAUCUCAGGGAGGGGUGGUCAAGCUGUGUGACUUCGGGUUCGCCAGGACAAUGGCUGCUCCAGGAGAGAAUUACACAGACUACGUAGCAACACGCUGGUAUAGGGCCCCAGAACUACUGGUGGGGGACACCAAGUACGGGAAGGCGGUAGAUGUGUGGGCUGCAGGCUGUCUCUUCGUAGAGAUGUUGACAGGAGAACCUCUGUUUCCUGGAGACUCUGACAUCGACCAGUUAUACCACAUCAUCAGGUGCUUUGGCAACCUGACCCCUCCCCACCAAGAGUUGUUCUAUAAGAACCCAGUGUUUUCAGGAGUCAGUCUACCGGAAGUGACAGAGACAGAGCCUCUACAACAACGAUAUCCCAAACUGUCCACUACCGCUACAGACCUUACACAGAGGUGUCUCCAGAUGGAUCCAGACAGGAGGUCACAGUGUUCUGAUCUGCUGCAGCACCAACUCUUCACUAACGAUGGCUUCCACCUCAGGUUUGUCCAGGAGUUGAAUGCUAAGAUCCAGAAGGAUCAGAAAGAGAACUCUCCCCUUCCCAAGAUGAACAAGACUACCAAAAAAGACAAGGAGGAAGUAGAGGAGAGGACUGGGAAGUACAAGGACUCCAGCAGUACAACAGUCAAAGUGAACGUCACCAAACCAGACGUCACCAAACUCUCCAAAGCUCCAACCACCACAGAGUCUAAACCCCUUGACCCGGACAAGACAAUAGAGUCAACCACUACUAUGACCACUACUGCAGCUGUUAAACCUGAGAAGGCUGACUGGACCACAGAGAGCCACGCGGUCGCGGUUCACCACGGUCGAACCACCACCGUGAGUCUGAGCAACACUAUCGCCAUCAAACCCAGAGUGGAAGAACCAGAGAGGACCGUAGAGGACCACGAUCCAACCGUAGGACCAACCCAGGACCAACCUCUACCUCUCAUCCCUCCCCUCUCACUCACCUUCACACAGACACCUUCACACAACCUACUGGCUGUCGUCGCCCAUGGCAACGGCAACCUGGGCGGAGUUGGGGUGGGGCCUCAGCCCGGAACACUCGGUCUGAGGUCAAUAGACAAGUCUAAAAGACACGUAAACAUUUUCAACAGAAUCUCACAGCAAUCUCUCUCCAGUCAUUUCACUGGCAAUCUGAUGGCUCAGCUCCUCUCUCUCCUCUAUCUCUUCUCUCUUCUUCUCUCUCUACUCUCUUUUCUCUGUCCUCUGCAGAUGAUAUCAGAGAAGAGUGUGAUCCACGAACGUUCCUUCCUGUCCGACCGCGAGCGUGACCGAGGAGACCGUGAGCGUAUGGCUACGGUUGGGAAGAGGAAGCCAGACAUUUUCUUCCCUGAACUAAGAACCUCUCUGCUGCCUGAGAUACGAGGGGCUGAAGGUAAACAGACUAAACCCACCAGGACCAGAAGAAGGAGAGACACAUCCCCUCUAUAGCCACAAUGGAUACACACCACUACAACACACUACAAUACACACCACUACACACUACAAUACACAUCACUACAACACACACCACUACAAUACACACCACUACAACA